Molecule: messenger RNA, 1556 nt
Organism: Drosophila busckii
Lineage: Eukaryota; Metazoa; Arthropoda; Insecta; Diptera; Drosophilidae
Gene: Nle
Product: protein Notchless
Exons: 4
Coding region: 39-1508 (489 amino acids)
Biological process (GO): Notch signaling pathway; ribosomal large subunit assembly
Cellular component (GO): nucleolus
Molecular function (GO): protein binding
Source: RefSeq, a predicted model, not a curated record
CACGUGUGGUUUGUUGUUAUUUGAAUUUCACAAGCAACAUGUUUGCCAAAAAGCAGAAAAUAGAAAAUGAAGCCGAAAUAAAAGUAACGCCACACACGCUCCAAGCACGGCUGAUAUCCGAUACUGGGGAGGAAGCCGGACCACCCAUAGACUUGCCCGCUGGCAUUACAACACAGCAGUUGGGUCUCAUUUGCAAUGCGCUGCUUAAAAACGAGGAGGCAACACCUUAUCUGUUCUUUGUGGGCGAGGAUGAAAUUAAAAAGUCACUAGAGGAGACGCUCGAUCUUAGCACAGUAGACACUGAGAAUGUAAUUGACAUAGUGUAUCAGCCACAGGCAGUGUUUAAAGUGCGCCCGGUGACAAGAUGCACGAGUUCCAUGCCUGGCCAUGCAGAGGCUAUAGUAUCGCUACACUUUAGCCCAGAUGGUCGGCAUUUAGCUAGUGGCAGCGGUGAUACGACAGUGCGUCUGUGGGAUCUUAAUACCGAGACACCACAUUACACCUGCAGCGGACACAAGCAGUGGGUGCUGUGCGUUGCCUGGUCACCAGAUGGCAAGCGACUGGCCAGUGCCUGCAAGGCUGGCAACAUUAUUAUUUGGGAUCCGGAGACCGGCAAACAAGUGGGUCGCAAUCUUAGCGGACAUAAGAAGCACAUCAAUGGUCUCGCCUGGGAGCCGUAUCAUUUGAAUCCUGAGUGUCGAAGGCUAGCUUCGGCAAGCAGCGACGGUGACUGCCGCGUUUGGGAUGUCAAGUUGGGCCAGUGUCUGUUCAACAUUGCAGGACAUACAAAUGCUGUAACUGCAGUUCGCUGGGGCGGCACGGGACUUAUCUACACCUCCUCUAAGGAUCGCAGCGUUAAAAUGUGGCGUGCUGCCGACGGCAUUCUAUGUCGCACCUUCUCUGGGCAUGCACAUUGGGUAAACAACAUAGCGCUGAGCACAGACUAUGUGCUGCGCACAGGACCUUUUCAGCCAGUAAAUACGCGCCAGGAGGCUCAGGCGCAGGUAGAUCAAAACUCUGAGGAUAUGCGUGCUGCUGCUUUAAAACGCUAUCAAGCUGUUUGUCCUGAUGAAGUGGAAUCGCUUGUUUCCUGCUCGGAUGACAACACACUCUACUUGUGGCGCAACAAUGCGAACAAAUGCGUGCAACGCAUGACAGGCCAUCAGAAUGUGGUCAACGAUGUCAAGUACUCGCCGGAUGUUAAGCUUAUAGCAUCCGCUUCCUUUGACAAAUCGGUGCGACUGUGGCGUGCUCAUGAUGGUCAGUUCAUUGCUACAUUCCGUGGACACGUGCAGGCGGUUUAUACGUUAGCUUGGUCAGCUGACUCGCGUCUGAUUGUUUCUGGCAGCAAGGAUUCCACAUUAAAGGUUUGGAGCGUGCAAACCAAAAAGUUGGCACAGGAGCUGCCUGGACAUGCUGACGAAGUCUUUGGUGUGGACUGGGCGCCAGAUGGUUCCCGUGUGGCCUCCGCUGGCAAGGAUAAGGUCAUUAAACUCUGGGCGCAUUGAUGCAUUGCAUCUUACUAUGUACAUGGCUUUAGUAUAACGUAUAUAUAA